Egretta garzetta (little egret) is the source of this 4343-nucleotide messenger RNA. RefSeq names its product sodium/bile acid cotransporter 7. Gene Ontology annotation, cellular component: plasma membrane. The record is from RefSeq and is a predicted model, not a curated record. The transcript is spliced from 10 exons. Lineage: Eukaryota; Metazoa; Chordata; Aves; Pelecaniformes; Ardeidae. Bases 15 to 680 code for a protein of 221 amino acids.
AGACAGUAGGCUGCAUGCCACCUCCUGUGUCUUCUGCAGUGAUUUUAACCAAAGCUGUUGGUGGAAAUGAGGCAGCUGCUAUAUUUAAUUCCGCUUUUGGAAGUUUUUUGGGCAUUGUUAUAACUCCACUUCUGCUUCUGCUUUUUCUUGGAUCAUCCUCCUCUGUGCCUUUUACAUCUAUAUUCUCGCAGCUGUUUAUGACUGUUGUAGUCCCCCUUAUUAUUGGACAGAUUGUCCGAAGAUACAUCAAGGACUGGCUUGAAAGGAAGAAGCCUCCAUUUGGCGCUAUCAGCAGCUGUGUGCUCCUGAUGAUCAUCUAUACAACGUUCUGUGAUACCUUCGCCAAUCCAAAUAUUGACCUUGAUAAAUUCAGCUUGAUUAUAAUAGUGUUCAUAAUAUUUUCUGUUCAGAUGAGCUUCAUGUUUUUGACUUUCCUCUUCUCUACAAGGAAUAACUCUAGUUUCACACCAGCAGACACAGUGGCUAUCAUUUUCUGUUCCACACACAAAUCCCUCACCCUGGGGAUUCCAAUGCUGAAGAUCGUAUUUGCGGGUUACGAGCACCUGUCCUUAAUUUCCGUCCCCUUACUCAUCUAUCAUCCUGCACAGAUUCUUCUUGGCAGUCUGUUGGUACCAACAAUAAAAUCUUGGAUGGUUUCUAGGCAAAAGGUUCCUUCUUAGACAUCCCAUGGCACUGAAGUUAACCAGGCAGCCCAAAGCACCCGUGAAGGUAUAAUUACGGAGAUGGCCUGUGUCGCAGUGAAUGUAUAUAUGUACUAUACUGUACACACAGAUAAUUGAGACAACUGGGUAUUUGUGAAUGUUGCUUCAGUGCAUACUUUAUUUUUAUAUAUAUAUAUAUAUAUGAGAUACCUGUUAAGUGCCUUAUAGAUGCGUUUUUGGCAGAAGUGUUGUUUCCAGAAGCCACUUUGUUGGUUACUGCAAGAGGUUGUACAGUAUUUUGGAGUCCUUUAGUUUUAUUUUUCUAACUGAGUGAAUGGUCAUGACUAACAGUGGUUUCUUCCAUUGUCCCUGCUUUGAAGCCAGGGUGCACCAGCUGUAAGUCUCUCUUUUAAACUAGCCAAAAUGACCAGAAGCCUAUCCCACUGCUGGCUUACCCUGGGGAAGAGCUUUCUGAAGGUUUUUUUUCAAGACUGACUUGAAUUUCUGUGUGACACUGUUACACUCCCUAGUCAUAUGACUGUGACAUGCCUUUUUCUUCUGAGUUUGUGUAUACUCAGCAUGGGGCCAUCCAUUGGAUAGAAGCUGAGAAGCAUGAAUUAUUUGCAUUUGUUGACACAGUUGUCUAGACAUUCCUUCAAAGUUAAUGGUUCCUCAAGAAAAUUCUUUCAAUUCCAUUGUAUGAUAUUGUGCCAUUGUAUAUCUUAAAUGCCUCAUAAGCUUCUUCAAAGAAAUGGUCUGGUGCUUGGGUUAUGAGUGAAGUAUUUGUGUUUGCAGCUAGGAGAUCUUUUAUAAUUUACCCCUGAAGAACACAAAUUUUUGUUUUUCUUUUUUCUUUUCCUUCCCCCGGUGCAAUGCACAGAGAUCUGCAGUGACAGAAUUUAGGAUGCUAAUAUUGAAACUGAGCCUUUAUUGUAGUAAGCUAAGCAAUGUUUUCUAUAUUGCUGCAUUGGUAAUGAAUAAUAGCUUGUGAGAACAAGUAAGUUGACUUUUUUUUUCCCCCCCCAAUUAAAAGGAUCCUUAUACUAAGAGAAACACUAUCUUAGCUAAUUUGACAAUCAGUCACAACUUUUUAAAAAACAAUGUUACUCUUUUUAAUUAGCUUAUAUAAAAAAAAGAGUACAAAAUACUAUUUCUAAGAGGAGCGUUGAAGAGAAAGGAACACAGGCAUACAUUUAAACAUAUAGCCAGCACUGCAUCUUGUCUGGGAGAUUGAGAUUUUUAGAAGCACACUCGAGUCCAGACUCUGAAGUGUACCCAUCUGCAAAAACUGUGCUAGCAAUUGUGCAUUAAAACAUUAAAAGGAAUGAAAGAAAUAGGUCAAACUGGGAUCGAUAUAAAUGCAGAAGUUUCACGUGUGUCCUGGUUAACAUUGCAGUUAAUGGUGCAACUGAGCGCAAGCACAGAGGAGCACGUCUUUAGCAGAUGUAAAUUAUCGUAGCUCUGAUAAGGCUAUAGGCAUUUACACAGGCUAAAGAUCUUUUGUGUGACGAUAGGCAUGUGAAAUUCAUAUCCUUUUGCCUUAGUGAAAAAAAUUGUAUUUGGUUUACCUAGUCUGUUAUUCCUAGUCUGUUAUUCCUGUGAACAACAGGAAAGUAAUCUGGUACCCAUCACUGGUGCUUUACCUGAUGGUCAGUCCAGGCAAGAAUGCUCUGUUGCCAUCCGUACGAGAAACUGCUGGGAGCUGACAGCGUCACCUUGUUCAGAAUGUCAUCACCAAUAAAACGACCAUGUAACGAAGGUACGUGAGGUGGCAACGUGCUGAAUUCUUUCAUUCCCUGGAAGGGGAUCAAGCUCUGCACACUGAGCAGGCAGGAGGACUGAGGGACACUGUCCACCAUCCGUGUCCCCCAGGGCUCUGCUCUCUUACCACUAGCCAGUGAUGCAAAGGGCACAGCGGGCAGCGAGUUCACAGUUUUGAUCAGCACAUCCCUCGAUAGCGUAGUCAGAUCCACCAACAAGCCAACCUGCAAGGUAACUGGGAGCAAAUAGCAUGCGUGUUAUUGGGCCAAAUUCAAGGCUAACCUGUGACUGUCUCCAUGUGGGAAAAAAUUCCUUUGUCUGGGCUUAAAAACUCUGUUUGCAGCAGAGGGCCCAGACUCAGGACAGUUUCUUUUUUGUUCUGUUCCCAUAAAUGUGAACUUCCAGAGUUGGUUUUGAACGGCAAAGCAACAGGCCCAGAAAGAGUGCUCGCUUUUUAAAAAUACAUAGGAAGAGUUCAAGCAUACAGUAACUUACUGUGGUUGCGUCAAUGCUAAAUAGUCAGAACACUGCACGUACCCUUACUGAGCUACCUCUGCGUACUGAACCUCCGAUUUUCAGUACAUCCAACAACUUGCUUAGAUUCCACUGAACACAGCCUAUUUUCUUUGUUAAUUUUUUGUCUACAUUUAAGAAUAUUUCAAACUGUUUUAAGAUGGGGUUUUGUUAGAGCCUUUACAAAGUCCUUGUUGAUUGCUUGGGGCAGCCUAAAUAUUGUGUGGUGAAUGUUGGAGGUGUUGGUCUAAAGGGAAUAUAAAGCAAAACUGAAAUACAUAUUUAAAAUCCAUACUUAAUGAAACUUAAUUAUGCAUAUCAAUUCUGUUACGUUUGAAGACUGUUGUUUGUUUUAUGACUUGUCAUUAUGCCUAUAUGUCUUUAAUAAACAGAAUGGGUUUGAAUUUAAUUUGUUAGUAGGAAAACAAGAUAAAAUUACUUAUCCUCUAGGUCAACUUUUUACCUCUGUUACCUAUGUUUUGUUCCUUUCUGGGUAAGCUUUUAAACUCUUUGCUUGUUCUUAAAAAAAAAAAAAAUAAUCUGUGAACUGUACGGAAAUAUUUUAUGAACUAAACCCAAGGAAAGAAAGUCCUCAGAAUACUGCCAAUUAUCAUCAACUGAAAAUUAAUUCAUUGAACUCCACCAGUUUUUCAGUAGAGGGUUAGUACAGUUGUGUAUCUUUUCAACUUCUUGGCUGUAAAUUUAACUGAGAGAUAGCUGGUAUUGAAUAUAAUCAGGCAAAACUGAUGGCAAAUGAGAACUUUGCCCAUGUUAAAAUAUAAGGAUUUUCUUGAUCAUCAACUUCUUAUCUUCUGCAUAUCUAUAAUCCCAUGUAAUGCUAGCAGAGGAAAAAAACCGCCCAAACAAUAAAAGAACACUUCAGAAGUCACAGGGAAUCUUAGCACUUGGCGUUGAGUUACUCAAACGUGUUCUUUCCCUUUUUGUGCACUAAAUCGAGAAGCUUUUGAUGACCCCAGUAAUAGGUCCAAGAUAAAUCAUUUUUCAUGUAGUUAAAAUCAAGAUCGUGGUUGUGGGUUUUUUCUUACAGAUCCUUUAGUUAGUGCGAAUAGGUCGUAUGACAGCAAAGGCAAUCUCAGCAGAAGCCGCGCAGUUGUGCUUGUUCACAGAGCAAAAGGAGAGUAAUCCAGCAGCUGGGUUUUACAGAAGUAGUCCCCUGCGUUAUUCUGGCAGUCGGGGAAAGAGGAGCUGUUAGUUUUAUUUGUGUACGGUUUUCUGUGGAAAUACCUUGACAGCAGGAGGUUAGAAGGCAAGAUGAAAUAUUGUCUGUCUGCAAGCACAUUUAUUUAUGUGCAAGUGCAUACGUGCAUAAGAGAUGAGCAGUUAUAUAUGUAGAAAUCACUAGAAAGGACCAAGUCCCUGGUAUACAUUUUUUUUGCAAGACUGCAU